Messenger RNA from Puntigrus tetrazona (Sumatra barb), 1004 nucleotides. Its product is annotated as transcription factor HES-5-like. The record is from RefSeq and is a predicted model, not a curated record. Bases 35 to 505 code for a protein of 156 amino acids. Gene Ontology annotation, molecular function: RNA polymerase II cis-regulatory region sequence-specific DNA binding; protein dimerization activity; DNA-binding transcription factor activity, RNA polymerase II-specific. The transcript has 3 exons. Gene Ontology annotation, biological process: regulation of neurogenesis; regulation of transcription by RNA polymerase II; anterior/posterior pattern specification. Lineage: Eukaryota; Metazoa; Chordata; Actinopteri; Cypriniformes; Cyprinidae. Gene Ontology annotation, cellular component: nucleus.
UCCUGACGGAGAACUGAACACAAGACACACAGCCAUGGCUCCUACAAUCACUGGAUCGAUCAUCAGCAGAGAACAGCUUCCUCUCACAAACAAGCUGAGAAAGCCAAUAGUGGAGAAGAUCCGCAGAGAACGAAUCAACAGCAGCAUCGAGAAGCUCAAGUCUCUUCUGGGUCAAGAGUUCCUGAAGCAACAGCCCGACUCCAGACAGGAGAAAGCUGAUAUCCUGGAGAUGACGCUGGAUUUCUUGAGACGCCAGCAGCGCUCCCAGAGUCCCUCGGCGUGCGGCUCUCCUGCAGCUCGUGACGGACGCUCCAGAUGUGUGCAGGAGGCCGUCAGCUUCCUGUCUCAGUGUCCAGUGCAGACGGAGUCCCACAGAAGACUGCUGAAGCACUUCCUGCACACGCAGCCCUGCACAGAGAACAAGACACGAGUGCCUCAGAUCAGUCCAGCGGCCGCUCAGAGCAGCGGCAAAGAGCAGACUCUGGCGCUCUGGAGACCCUGGUAGAAGCAGUUCUAUGUGAAUGUGAACUACCACGAUUUACUCUGUUUUUAGAGAACAUGUUAUUCGAUAUCUACUCUUUUAUGAGAGAGCAAUUGACUGUAUUCCUAUAUUUGGAUCAGAUUGUAUUUUUGCCAUUGGCAAAUUAUGCUUCAAGCUAAUUGAAUCUGCUAUGUUAGCAAUUAUAUAUCUCAUACUGAGAUGCAAUAUUGAUAUUCUAUGAACAUGAUUCCUGAUUCUAAAUAGAUCCAAUGGAUCUUGUGAUUUUUUUAAACCUCUUGUUCUAUUUUGAAUAUUUAAGUGUUGGUGUUGUAGAUUUUAUAUAAUCAACUAUAUGACCAACAAAUUCUUUUAUAAAGGUUAUUUAAGUAACUGUGUUUUAAACAAGUGACUGAUGUGUCUAACAAUCAAGCAAACUGGUGGAAAAACAAUGUUAAGCACAAAAUGAAGAUGCUGGAUAUCAUCUGCAAAUGUUUUAUUAAAGAAAUGUCUAUUUUACAUCUGA